Molecule: messenger RNA, 978 nt
Organism: Emys orbicularis (European pond turtle)
Lineage: Eukaryota; Metazoa; Chordata; Testudines; Emydidae
Product: zinc finger protein 551-like
Exons: 5
Coding region: 1-978 (325 amino acids)
Biological process (GO): regulation of transcription by RNA polymerase II
Cellular component (GO): transcription regulator complex; chromatin; PcG protein complex
Molecular function (GO): RNA polymerase II cis-regulatory region sequence-specific DNA binding; DNA-binding transcription factor activity, RNA polymerase II-specific
Source: RefSeq, a predicted model, not a curated record
AUGCAGGAGAACUACGAGACGGUGACCUCGCUGGGAUUCCCCAUUCCCAAACCUGACCUGAUCACUCAGCUGGAACAAGGGAAAGAGCCGUGGGUACCCGAUCUCCAGGCCUGUGAGGGAAGAGAGAUCCCAAGAGGCGCCCACACAGGUUACAAGAGAGCAGUCCACACAGGAGAGAGACCCCACAAGUGCUUAGACUGUGGAAAAAGUUUCACAUGGAGAUCAGUCCUUGUUAGACAUCUGGCAAUCCACACCGGAGAGAGACCCCAUAAGUGCUUGGACUGUGGGAAAAGUUUCAUACGGAGGUCAGCCCUUGUUAAACAUCAGGCAAUCCACACCGGAGAGAGACCCCAUAAGUGCUUGGACUGUGCGAAAAGUUUCAUACGGAGGUCAGCCCUUGUUAAACAUCAGGCAAUCCACACCGGAGAGAGACCCCAUAAGUGCUUGGACUGUGGGAAAAGUUUCAUACGGAGGUCAGCCCUUGUUAAACAUCUGGCAAUCCACACCGGAGAGAGACCCCAUAAGUGCUUGGACUGUGGGAAAAGUUUCAUACGGAGGUCAGCCCUUGUUAAUCAUCAGAGAAUCCACACAGGAGAGAGACCCCAUAAGUGCUUAGAUUGUGGAAAAAGUUUCCUGCAGAGAUCACACCUUCUUAUACAUCAGAGAAUCCACACAGGAGAGAGAACCCACAAGUGCUUGGAUUGUGGGAAAAGUUUCAUACAGAGGUCAAGUCUUCUAAUACAUCAGGCAGUCCACACAGGAGAGAGAACUCACAAGUGCUUAGACUGUGGGAAAAGUUUCACAUGGAGAUCAGUCCUUGUUAGACAUCUGGCAAUCCACACCGGAGAGAGACCCCAUAAAUGCUUGGACUGUGGGAAAAGUUUCAUACAGAGGUCAAGUCUUCUAAUACAUCAGAGAAUACACACAGGAGAGAGACCCCAUAAGAAGGACGGGAUAAGCGAAAGGGUGAAGGAAUGA